This is a messenger RNA of Phlebotomus argentipes, 1393 nucleotides long. RefSeq names its product WAS/WASL-interacting protein family member 3-like. The transcript is spliced from 3 exons. Lineage: Eukaryota; Metazoa; Arthropoda; Insecta; Diptera; Psychodidae. Gene Ontology annotation, molecular function: actin binding. Bases 193 to 1386 code for a protein of 397 amino acids. The record is from RefSeq and is a predicted model, not a curated record.
AGAGCAAUUUCGCGCGCGCACAUUUCCAAGGAGAGCCGCCAAUUCUCCACUGAAUUCCGCUAAAAAUCAGUGAACUAUCGCGAAACUCUGAUAAGAUAAUCUCUGUGGCGUGCAGUAUAAAAGAACGACAAUCGAUUCGCCAGCUUAGUUGUGACUUUGAAACUCUAAAAGUGGUUCGUGUUGUGCGUGAGAAUGACUCCUCCGGAAAUCAUGUGUCCACCUCCACCGCCGCCGCCCAAUCACUGCCCGAAGGCCCAGACAAACGGACAGACGGAUACCGGAAGGGUGGACUUGCUGCAGGCGAUUCGCCAAGGAACGACGCUAAAGAAGACUCCAAUGGAAAAUCUCCCAUGCAAUCAGAGCGGUGUUAAUGGAACAGCGGAAAAAGUGAAUGGUGUUACCAAUGGGAGUUUCACAGAAGAGCCACCAAAAAUGAUAAAAGGCAUGGACAGAGUUCAGGAGGAGCUUUGCCAGCACUUUAUCGCCAAGGAGAAUGGCACACUGAAGAAGAAGCCAGCGGCAAUGCAACCAAUUGUAAAGCGAUUACUCACCGAGAAGCCCACAGAUUCCGCCCGGAAGGAAGACUCUGAGAGAUUGAUGAUCAACCAUGGCAAGAGGAACUUUGUGUUGCCCAGGAAAACGAAUGGCAUGCCUGAAAAGACAGAGGAAAAACCUAAGAAGGAUGAUGAGAUUCCAGUGAGUGACAAACCUGAGAGUUUGGACAUUCCAGAUUUUGCUCCAGACAGCAAAGCACCCCCGAAAACACCUGAAAAGAAGAUAACAACGUUAGAAGUGAAGAUUGAUAAGAAACCACCAGUCAAUCUCGUACCUCUUCAGAUGCCCAGGAAAAGUCCUGAGCGCACAACUUCACCAGAUAUCACAAAGAUCAUCAGAACACCCACAACGCCACAGAGUCCGUCGCAGUUUAAACUGAAGAUGAACCACGGGAAGCCCAAUUACACGCUCCCGUCGAGAGUGAAAACAGCCAAGAGUGACUCGCGGACGAUUCCACUCGAAUUCCUGGCCGUGAAGCUACGAGAGACGCCAAACAGUCCGCUUUUGGAGCUGCAACAAGUGCCGCCAGAGGCUGAAACUCCCCCCACUGGCGACUUUCCACCCUUCAGAUCCGCCACGAUGGGCCGAAAGCGAGACAAUCCACCGCCCAGUCCACUCGUUCCGGCCGCGCCCACGUACGACGCGCCCAAAUACAACCAGAAACUCGUGGUGUCCUUCGCCAUGGACCUAGCAGCCACGCCAAAUCGCUAUCCGGACCACGUGAAAGCGCCCCCCGCGACAGAAUGCCCAGCAGUGUCUGACGAAGUCGCUCAGCUGCGCCAGAAGAAGUUCACAAUCGAUCCCAGUCGCCUAAGUGUUCGUGAAGUGUAAUAUUUUG